CCUCGAUUAGUUGCCUGUCAAAACCAAAGUCCGUGAAUGUAAACAGUGAUUUUUUGUCAAAAAAUAAUCGUUUAUUGCUAAUCAUAUUUAAGAUAAGAUUUAGCAUUCUUGAGUAACGUUUUGUGACAUCAUUCUAAAGUGUGCUCAGUUUGUUUUUUUCCGGGAAGUUCUAUUGUUGCGCAUUAAAAUGGUCAAUUCUACGCCCGUCGAAGUUUCUCUAAACGAAUGCGUAGAUUUGAGCAAAGUACCAUUAGGUGCAUUGAAUUACAAAACGUAUGAACUGCUGUCGGCAUUGCUAAAUAGAAAGAAAAUAUUUAAAUCAGAGGACGGCUAUUAUCGUGAUUGGCGAGGGUUGUUUCAAGUACUCAAAUUGGAUAACUAUCUGGUAGCAGAGCUGGAAAACCAUAACAAUCCAACGAAAAGAGUUUUGGAUCUUUGGGAGAACUCAUUGAAAGGAGCUAAUCUUAAGGACCUUCAAAAUGUGCUUGGCUUAAUCGACAGAUGGGAUGUUUUGGACGAUAGCAAUAAGUUAUUUUAUGACGACGCAGAAAAGUUUCUUUCCAAAACCGCUAAACAGGUCAGUACAGAUCAAUUAGAGGAAACGAGCAUUGGAGCGGAUGAAGACAUUAUUACAAAAGAUGAUACUCGACAAAAUAAGCAGUUUUACGAUGCGUUCAUUUUGUUUGCUGAUGCUGACAUUGAAUUUGCUACAAAAAUCAUGGAGCGCAUGGAGGAGAGAAAAUUGAAGAUUUGUAUAAAGGAUCGAGAUCUUCUUGCCGGUAUUACUUUUGAGCACGAAGCUAUCAUUAAGCUGAUUUCUGAGCGGUGCCGGCGAUUGGUGGUUGUUAUUUCCAGAGAAUUCUUGAAAAGUCCGUUGAACAAUUUCUUUGUUAUGUACGCUCAAGCCUUGCAAAUUGAACAAAAGAAACGUAAAAUUAUUCCUUGUGUGUACGAGCGAUUGGAGCUUCCUGCAAACCUAAAGUUUUAUUUCAUUUUGGACUACAAGCGCUCGAACAAGCUGUACAAUUUUUGGGACAAGCUGGAAGAUGCCAUAAAAGUUCGAACAGAUUCCCCGGUGACUGAAAUUAAGAAUCAAUCAAAAGCAAUAGAAACUGUAAGCAUUCCAAAAAUAACAGUUGAAGAUGCAAACGAAUCAUCGGCAGAUAAAGUUGAUCGAACGCAAACCAAACCAGAACAACUCACAACUGGUACAUCCCAUUCAGUUUCUCAGCCCAUCAAGAAAUCACUAUCAUCGUGGGAUGUUAGCAAUGCGCUCAACCGUGUACUAACAAGUAAGUCUAAGAAUGCAUCUUCGAGUACAUCAGAACUUCCAACCGGUGCCGAGAACAGUGAUCAGGAAUUGAAAAAAGUAAAGUGGUAUUCCAAGCUGGGUUUAUCGUCCAGUAAGUCCAGCUUGGAUGGCACCGGCGAAAAAUCUGAGAAGAAAAAGACGAAGUGGUACAAAACAAGCAAAAAGAUUGCAACUGCUAUGUGAUAUAUGAAAUAGCGUGCCCUGACUAUUUUUUAAAGUUACGAAAUGUCGUAAGUUGUUAAAUGUUAAAUAAUCAAAUUAUGUAUAUUUUUUAUUUUUUUUAUGCUCAAAUACACAAUAUUAAUAACUUAAAAA
Messenger RNA from Aedes aegypti (yellow fever mosquito), 1627 nucleotides. It is a transcript of the gene Myd88, whose product is annotated as myeloid differentiation primary response protein MyD88. The record is from RefSeq and is a predicted model, not a curated record. Gene Ontology annotation, cellular component: plasma membrane. NCBI's taxonomy places the organism in Eukaryota, Metazoa, Arthropoda, Insecta, Diptera, Culicidae. Gene Ontology annotation, biological process: defense response to Gram-positive bacterium; innate immune response; positive regulation of canonical NF-kappaB signal transduction. The coding region runs from base 188 to 1495 and encodes 435 amino acids. The transcript is spliced from 4 exons. Gene Ontology annotation, molecular function: TIR domain binding; Toll-like receptor binding.